AUGGUUAAAAGAAAAAAAAGUCGUAUGAAAAUCAAAGACAGGAUCAGUGAUUUACCUGAUAGUGUUAUACUUCACAUACUCUCUUUUUUGAACAUCAAACAAGCUCUUCAGACUUGUAUUCUCUCCACAAGAUGGAUGAAUCUCUGGCAGCAACCUCCCACUCCUGUAUUAAUUUCUUCACAACUCACCACUGCCGAUAUUUUCAUCGAAUUCGUGUCUCUGAUCUUUUCUAAUCGCAAUAUCUCAACAGAUCUUUACACUCUAAGAUUUCGCAGCAGUAAUGUCACGGAGCAAAGCCUUCUCGAAACGAUUCUAAAUUACGCUGUUUCACACAAAGUCCAACAAUUAGAUGUCCAUGUUAAAUGUGAUAUUCAACAAUUUCCGACUUGUUUAUUAUUGUGUCGCAGUUUAACCUCUCUUGAUCUUUGUUUUAGUCAUCCUACAAUUUAUGGUAGGACCACAUUGUUUCCAAGUUCUUUGAAUAUGCCAGUAUUGACUAGUUUGAGUCUAUGGUACUUUGCCUUUUCGGUUGGCAAUGAUGGUCGUGUUGAUCCAUUUUCAGCAUUAACCAAUUUGAAAAGUUUGACAAUGGUGUAUUGUAAAGUUGCGGGAGCGGAAAACCUUUGCAUUUCAAGUACCAAGCUUGUCAAUUUAUAUAUAUACAUGAGUCAUUAUGCCCCCGAAACCUAUUUUGGAAUGGAACUAUAUGCUCCAAAUAUUUGUACCUUUAAUUUUAGUGGUAUUCCGGUUCAGAAACUCUGUUGGGCCAAGAGCAAUCUCUCUUCGAUCAAACAAGUAAGUAUUGAUGUAAUAGAAUUUUGGAAAUCAAAGGAGACUUCAUUAGUUCUACUCAAAUGGCUGAUUGAACUUGCUAAUAUGGCAUCCUUGACGAUCUCUUCAACAGCUCUUAAGGUUCUAUCCUUAGUUCCGAAUUUAUUGGUUAAGUGUCCUUCCUUGUGUAACUUGAAGUCACUCAAGGUAGAAAAGAGACAAAUUUCACCAAUGAUACCAGAUGGAAUAGUGGACAUUUUGAUUCAAAACUCGCCUUCACCAAAGCCUGGUGCAGCCUUGGUCAGAAAUAAAGCAGAUGAUGUGAUUAAAUUAAUGAAGAAAUUGAAGGACCCCUUUGGAUUAAUGUAA
Molecule: messenger RNA, 1140 nt
Organism: Vicia villosa (hairy vetch)
Lineage: Eukaryota; Viridiplantae; Streptophyta; Magnoliopsida; Fabales; Fabaceae
Product: F-box/FBD/LRR-repeat protein At1g16930-like
Exons: 3
Coding region: 1-1140 (379 amino acids)
Molecular function (GO): protein binding
Source: RefSeq, a predicted model, not a curated record